This is a messenger RNA of Betta splendens (Siamese fighting fish), 2437 nucleotides long. RefSeq names its product RAB5A, member RAS oncogene family, b (gene rab5ab). The transcript is spliced from 6 exons. Gene Ontology annotation, molecular function: GTPase activity; GTP binding. The record is from RefSeq and is a predicted model, not a curated record. NCBI's taxonomy places the organism in Eukaryota, Metazoa, Chordata, Actinopteri, Anabantiformes, Osphronemidae. Bases 267 to 914 code for a protein of 215 amino acids.
GUGAAUUGUCAAUUCCAGUCAUACGAUCUGUCAUCAUCCUUCGUACAAUGCGAAAAGGGAAGUUGAGAGAAGUGGGAGAAGGACGUUGCGAAGCUUCAUGAGAUCUAAUGCUGGUUGGGCACUCGACACACUGUGAACGGACGCUGAAGUUACACAAAUAUUGUCCUGGAAAUAUCAUCCACAUUACCAACCUCCGUUUAUUUGGUUAGGUGUUUUCAGUUUUCCACAGUCCACCAGCAUCCAGCGAAGGGACCGGUCAGUGUGACAUGGCAAGUAGAGGUGGAGCUACAAGACCCAAUGGGCCAAACGCAGGCAACAAGAUCUGCCAGUUCAAACUCGUGCUUUUAGGAGAGUCGGCUGUGGGGAAGUCAAGUCUCGUACUUCGGUUCGUAAAAGGACAGUUUCAUGAAUUUCAAGAGAGCACAAUUGGAGCUGCCUUCCUGACUCAGACAGUAUGUUUGGAUGACACAACAGUCAAAUUUGAGAUCUGGGACACAGCCGGGCAGGAGCGCUACCACAGCCUGGCUCCCAUGUACUACAGAGGUGCCCAGGCAGCCAUCGUGGUGUAUGAUAUAACAAAUGAGGAGUCGUUUGUACGAGCAAAGAACUGGGUGAAAGAGCUUCAGAGACAAGCCAGUCCAAAUAUUGUAAUAGCCCUGGCUGGGAACAAGGCUGAUCUCGCAAACAAGAGAGCACUGGACUUCCAGGAUGCCCAGUCUUAUGCAGAUGAUAACAGUUUGCUUUUCAUGGAAACAUCUGCAAAGACGUCUAUGAACGUAAAUGAGAUUUUUAUGGCCAUUGCAAAGAAGCUACCCAAGAGCGAUCAAGCCCCCGGAACCACCAGCGGCAGGAACCGAGGAGUGGACCUAACAGAGACAGCCCAGCCCACCAGCCGCUCCUGCUGCAGUAACUAAUCCAGCUCUUCCUGCUCAUCUUCUAAACUGAACAACGUUUGAAUCGGGCUCCUCGGCUCUCAGACAUUACACCUGAUCCACUCCCCUGGAAUAGCUGAAAGACUCUGUAUAGCUGCAUUUCUAAUACCUUUUUGUUGAUGUUUUUUUUUUUUUUUUUUACUUUUUUUUAAAGACGUGUAUAUCAGUAUAAUGGAUGCAUGUAUCACUACAACGCCUACAACACACAUUUUUUAUUUCUCUCUCUGUUGGAAGACCAACCCUGUUUUAAGAAAGCUGAUCGAGCAGGUAACCGGUAAAUGUAAAAAUGAGUGUGAGUUUCCAGAAGUGAUUUGCUGAUGAGAAGGCGUAAACUCAUGGGGUUUUCACAGGGUCUAAUGGACAUACAUGAUGCCUCUUCUGUGUUGUGUGUGAGGUCACAAUCAAAAGAAAACCAAAUUGUUCUCUUCCUGACGCGUCUGGCUUUCAGACAGUUUGUUGUGUUCAGAGAGUGCCAGGAAUGGACCCCCCCCCCCAUCUGCUACUCAAGAGGACUUCAACUGAGGCUCCUAAUGGAAAAGCACCAAUAAUAAAUUUAGUCCUGUCCUGUUGGAAAAGUCACACAAAUAAUCUUCUGAGAGUAAAGAAGAGAAAUGGCCGUGUCAGGCUUCCCGUUAUGUGCAACUAAUGUCAUAUUUCUAAAAAGCAAACAUGUGAGUCAGACCUGCAGAUUGCUUUGGUCUGUCAUGUUGCCGUACAUCAUACUAAGCAACAGAGUGUUCGCGAGAUGGGAAACAUGGAGUCUGGGAAAGUGCAUUCUGACGCAGCUUCACGCAGGAAAUAAAAUCCAGCAGGUUCUUUGAGACUGCGAACAUGCAACAGUUUUUCUUUUGCUCGGUUUCUGUUCAGUCCGGUACCUGAACUGCGUCAAUUUGGAUUUCAAUGACGGGGGUGGUGCUUCGAGUAGAAUUCAGAUGGCACAAAAAGAAAUUUGGACUUCCCAUUGUCACAAGUUUGUGGAAAAAUAUACUCUACUGUUGUUCUAGAGUGCAAUGUUGUCGUCUUCCUCCUUUAGUACCACUCGUGAGCUCACCGGGAAAUUUAUCUAGACGUUCUAAACAAUUGUAUAGUUCAAUAUAGGUCUACUUUUUUCUUUCUGUUAAUUUUCAUCUCGGACCUCGUCUCAAUCUGGUCUGAUGUUAAGCAGUGGUGAUCUUUUUAGGUAUACGUAGUGUUAAUGACUAAAUCCCUCUCUGGUGUCUUGUUACUUUUUUUUCAGAAAUGAUCCAUGGUCAUGUUUGAAAGGAACUUUUACUGCAUUGCACAGUGUUGAUCAUGUUUUAAUUAACGAUGACUGCCCUACGAUUUUAUACGAUGGACUGUAUUGGACUUGCUAACCUCUGGAUAUAACAGGUAGCAUAAAUAACCUAACUGGUGGUCUCUCUCUUACAGCUCAAUGAAUUUUAAUGAUGUAAAACAGCAUUACUAGUGAUGGGCUGAUCGGUUUUGAGUGUCUGAAUACAACUUAAUAAAUCAAGUAAAGAGGU